Molecule: messenger RNA, 5412 nt
Organism: Paramacrobiotus metropolitanus
Lineage: Eukaryota; Metazoa; Tardigrada; Eutardigrada; Parachela; Macrobiotidae
Molecular function (GO): protein binding
Source: RefSeq, a predicted model, not a curated record
UGCGAACUGCAUCCCAGCGCCAUUACAGCGUGACCUUGUAUAAAAUGUACCGUAUCAAAGCAGUUGAGUUUUUUCAUUCCGUAUAUCACACUCGAUAAUUCAGCUUGUGAUUUGGAAGGUGAAGCAUUAAAUGUAAAUGUAUGCCGGAUGUGCUGGUUGCAGCUUCAUUGGAUUACGCAGGUUUUUCUAGUCGUCUGUGGCGGCAGACAGAGGUGGUCAGUGUUCUGCUCCCGGCGUACGCUGCUAAAGUUACUACCGGCACAACGCUCGAAUCAGUUUGUCUAUGCCGAUAGCCGAAACUGCGCAAUCACUUCCGGUCCUUUGCUGACAUAUGCGCUUUGGAUCGUCUUGAUGUAAUGGUGUUCAUCUGGCAGUCGCUUUGAUUUUUACCGGACCAAAGCGGUUGGGUCAGUACUUCUGGAUUUCCGGCGUGGUGCGCCAUUGACCCAGUCUGUCUUUCACUAACAGAGAAUGAAUCAAUUGCACAUACUUACUUUGGGAGGCCUUUUAGCACUGGUGCACGGCCAGCUAUACCAAAGAGAAGCGAAGAGUCUGAGCGUCUCCCGUAUGCAGUCCCUAAGCGGAUGUUUUCACGAUGGGCGGUAUUAUUACGAACGCUCCCUAAUUCCCACUGUCGAUUCCUGCAUAAACUGCAAAUGCGAAGGCGGUUUAGUCAGAUGCAACAUGACCUUGUGUCCAAUGUAUCCCACGAUACAAGAAGGCUGCCAUUUAUCCCAUGAAGAUGGGCUGUGCUGUCCGCAGCUAACAUGUGAUGAAACUGUCGCUAAGAAGAUGGCUCAGGUUCCAGCUAUACACGAAGCUACUUUAUUAGGUUGCACCUAUAAUGACGUUGAAUUCGGUUUGGGCGAUUUUAUUCCCACAUCGGAUCCAUGCCAGGCGUGUUACUGCAUCCACAACCGAACACAGUGUGUGCAUCAAAACUGUGCUUUACCGGAGUCGGCACGUGAAGGUUGUCGUCCGGUCUAUCACCACGGAGUGUGCUGUCCCAUUCGCUAUGACUGCAGCGAAGCACAAUCCUCACCACCCACUCUCCGUCCACCGUUUUUGACGGAAGGAUGCGCCGUGAAUAACCGUUUCUACGACGAAGGCGAGGCCAUCCCAUCCGGGAAGCCCUGUGAGCACUGUUACUGCAUGAAGGGCGAGAUGAUCUGUGCCAUGCAGAAAUGCGACAGUCCAAUGGCUGGCUGCGUACCGGUACUCAAGAACGGACAGUGCUGUCCUGAACGAUAUGAAUGCCCGAAUACCGAUGCCAAUAUGAUUGGGGAUUCUUCGAAAACUGGUCUGAAGAGCCUGGCGUCCUUCAACGUUAGCUAUCAUGGGAACGUGUGGAACGGACAACGCCUGACGUCUACCACGCGAGGCCUGGAAGACGACUCGGAAUCCGGAGAAUACCGCAUUACUACCGCUUCAUCCGUUAGUGUGACGUCACCGUUGUCUGUGAUCUCCACAACGAAGACGGCCGAGGCGAUGCAGAGGGGUCAGUUGGCCGGCUACCCAACGGCAGUGCCCACUCAAGCCGUUUUAGGCUUCAACGAGUCUGUGUUCAAUGCGUCGACCUUCCAAAAAGGUCUUGCAGCGGGGAGGAAUCCAUCGCUGACCGUAGUUAACGGAUCACAUGAAACUUCGGACGCGGAUGUUCCAAUCAACAAAGUGUUGCCAGAAGAUCUACUGCACUAUACCAAUGUACUAACAACAAAGGUCGGCAUUGUACCGUUAUCAUCGACAUCAGACUUCUUUAACUCGGCGGAUACUCUGGGCACCCGACCUCCCAGCACAACACCGGCAACCGCCAACACCGACCAUCUGGAACUUCAUCUUCAACCGGAUAACCAAUCAGUUGUCAUCAAUCAAACACACUCUAGCUCGGUAAAUUCAAAUAACAUGUCGCAGAAUCCCGACGACAGAUUGAUAACUCAUAUUGUUGACGGAACGCAGUCCUUGGGAAUCAUAACGUCCUCGUCUGACCAAAAUGAUAUCAUCCAGUUGAACACAAGAAUCAAUGUCACGGCGUCCAGUCCAACCGAAAGUGGAUUGAAACUCAGCCUUAAUGGAGUUCCGGUACAAGGACCGAGUAUAGCGACUGCAAUGCCCACGGCAGUGUGGAACAAUGUGCCGACUCCGUAUGGUAACCAUACUCGUAAGCCGGUCCUGCCUGCUCCCCUGGACCCGACGGCAUCCGAUCCAAUUGAAGGCCUUAUCCGUUUCUUUUCGGCCGACUCUUCUGCCUCCGCUGCAUAUCCAUCGGCGCAACCAAAUCCUUUACUUCCCAUUCUUCCUGAGGCCAUUACAAUUCCCUCCAGCACAGUGAGCGCCAUUGAACCCAUUGGUCCCAACGAUCCCGAACCAGAAAUCUCCCACGAUUUCACAAAUAACAUAACGUCGCCGGUUGCCUUUGCUCACCUCACGCAGAUGGGUUUGGCCAUUGAUCCAUCCGCUUCCGAUGAAAUAGAAGGCCUAAUCUCUGGGGGCAACAUUAAAGCGCCAUCAAAUCUGUUACUAAAGGUCAACACGUCGGUACCCAUUGACCCAGAAUCCGCUGCCCAGGUCGAGGGUGUGGCUGCAUCAGGCUCCGGUGGAGUGGCUUUUAAUUCCGACGGUGUGGCCAGUGUCGCGGAGCAACUGCAUGCUAACGAUCAGCACCCGCCGAAGAACACCCUACCUGUCGACCAUCCCCAACCUGUGGAUCCGUCUUUAGGAGCGAUAUUGGAAGGUAGUGAUGCGAUUGCCAGAAAUAUGACCUUUGCGACUCCUCUGGAUCCAUCUAUAGACGCCGAAGUUGAAGGUGUUCUGGGGUUGCCAAAGGCACCAGCAAACCUAUCGAUGAUCAGCAAUGCAAAAGUAAGGAAAAGUCAGGGGACCAAACUUCCGCUGGAUCCCAACGCUACCGAAAUAGAAGGAGCUAUCAUCGUUACAACAGCCGCAGAAAAAGUUCGCAGUGCACCUAAACCUUCUGUGAACGCCGGGAUGCCAGUUGAUCCAGUAGGUUCGGAUCAGAUCGAAGGAGCACUGACUGCUGACCAGAAUGCUCAUAUCAUUACAGCGGCAGGUAAUGUCAAAGUACCUAAACAACAGCAGAAUGCAUCGAGUACCCGUAACAAAAUCAAAGUUAUUAACGUUCAACUACAACCGGUGGAACCUUCUUCACAAGACACCGUCGAAGGGAUUUGGCAGCUGUCAGGACAGCAGCCGGGUGCAGGUGAUAUGGUACUUUCCACCACAUCAACCGUCCAACCGCUAGGCAUCUCGGUUCCACAAGUCGUCCAUAGAGUUGCUGGUCAGUUCGCUUUGGGCGGCGCUGUUAUUAACCAGAAACGCACGAUGACUAUUGCUGCCGAGAAUGUUACAUUGUCGUCGUCUUCGCCCAUUUUGGGAAGUACACUCAUAUCUGUCCGGCUCAAUGGAAGCGUCCCGGUGCCGUUAAUGCUGGCUCUCAACAGUGCCAAAUCUACCCAACCUAUUGUUCUCGGUCCAACGGAGCCAACGCCAGCUUCUACUGGAACCAACAGUCAACCGGGAUGGGAUGUCAGCAACGGCCAGGGAUGGGGAAAGCUAGCUAUAAAUAAAGGAUGGGGAUCGUCGUCCGACGGCAACAGAGGAUGGGGUUCGUCAUCCCAAAACCAGGACGCAGCGACCAGUGUUCAUGAACCGUCACCUACUUGGUCACCCAAACCGAUGAUACCUCGCCCCUUAGCUAAACCAGUUGAGCCACUUCACGAAGACGACUACGAGGGCCUGCUGCGCCCACAGGAAGGUGCGGUCGGCUUAUCUUCACUGAAACCAGCGGGCGCAAAGACGCCUGUGCAUCCACUAGAUCCGCUGCCGAGCGAUCAGUUCGAGGGAAUGGAAAACCACAAUGCCAUGAAUAAAAUGGAAAUUCAUCAAGAAGAAACCACAGCACUUCCCACUGGAACAACCACGGUUGGGCAACCUACCGUGACCCGCGUACUAAACAAAAUUCCAAUUUUGCCAGCACGAUUUACUACGAAACCUCCCCAAGUUGCGGAUCGAUGGUCUACAACAACUGGCGCGACUGCAACCACAACAACUACGAUGCAAACCACGACAUCCGCACCGACAAUCUCGAGUACUGCCGUGGAGUUGGUAUCCAGCCCCGAGCCUUCAUCUGCACUACCACUGAAGCCGGCGAACAUGGUUACAGAAAUACCCGCUGAUGCGCAAGCCACAGGAGUGGACGCCGAUGGUAGUAUGUUCAAUGGGUCAUUGCAUGCCGUCGCAUCCAGUUUUCCCAAUGGGCAACCAUUAACAGGCAUUUACGAAAAUGGAUGCUACUUCGAGGGUAACUAUUACCGAAAUUACCAGGCCAUUUCAACGGAUGAUCUGGUUGAUCCGUGUCUGGUACGCGUGUGCAAGGACGGGAUUGUAUUUGGACCCAGCGUGCAGCGUUGCCCACCACCUAUUCCCGGCUGCUUUAGCACUUCCAUACCCGGCGUCUGCUGUCCAGUUUACCUCUGCCCGAACUAUCUUGAGCGCAACGAGACGUCGUACACACUGACAGCUGCAGCGGGCGAUCAGCUAAACACGGAAAAAACGCGAUUAGCACUGGCAAAAUUCUGCCGAGUUGGACCGCGCUUCCUAGCGCUAAACGAACGGGUGGUGCACGUUAUGGGAGUACAAUGCCAGACGUGCACUUGUAAGCAGAAGGGCAUUGUUUGUGAACCUGGAUGUGCACAGAACAUUCUGAUUACCACGCUGGCACCGCUGGUCCAGAAUCCCCGUCGUUUCCAAACCAUAAGCACAACACCCGCUACCACAACAUCUUCAACGCCGCCGCCUAUAACCGAACCGUUGGGAUCAAGAAGUUGCACAAUUCAAAAGAAAAAGUUCCACCAUGGGGAUGAAGUGACAUUCAACGAUCCAUGUCACAUGUGCACGUGUUUGGAUGGACUGGUGAUCUGCAAGAUGAACCGUAAGGCCUGCCGAUCGGCGAAAUUGCUAGGUGCCCUUGACGCACUGUGACGACCGGCACACUCCCGGAACCGAGGAAUCCAUGACCGGUAGCUCACAAUUCAGCAGUGAUUGACAACAGCAUGUCCGCCGCUUUGUUAAAUUUCUCAGCUAUGAUUUCCAGUAAUAAUUAUUGAUAAAGCGUGAAUGACUGAUUAACCGUUGAAAAUUUUGUUGGAUCAUACAAUUGUAUAGUUACGCUAGCUCUUGUUUUCUUGUUAAAAUAGUUACGCUCUCUUGUUUCUUGUUAAAAAUUUCCAGCACGAUAUUGCCAAUAUUUGAAUUGAAUAAUAGAAUAUGUAUCUGAUUUGUACUCGUAUCUCAGAAUUGUUGCCUUGUUCUCUUCCGAGCGUUCUAUGCAAGCUGUCAAUGCAACACUAAAAGGGUGCCGAUAAAGAUACUGCACUUAUAAAGUUUCCAGUGGAA